CAUCUCUAAUACGUGCAGACGUACUUCAGAGCGCGCAGCUUGCGGAGCAUUCGUUUCAUUUUGUUUGUGUGUUAAAACCGCUCGAAGAUUUCUGCAAGCGCAUUAAUAAUUUAAUGUAAACACAUUCUGAAUGCAGUUCGCUAAGAAAACGCGACGCGCUUGUCCACAAAUAAACUUUUAUUACCAACAUUCGUUUGUGUCUGUAUAUGUGUGUGAUUGAUUGUAUGUGUACAAAAGAUAACUGCACACUAACAUUUGCGCAGCGAAUUUAACCGGAAAAGAAACAAACAGUUACACAGAAGUUUCGAAGGCAAAAAGGAGAGGGAAGAAGAAACAUGGCUCGCGACACACAAGGCACCCAGGCCACCCAGAGCCAAGCGUCGAACAUUUGGACGCAGGUUGAGAGCCAACCCAUGGAGAAGAUAGUAUGGGGCCGACUCUAUGGCAAAAAUAUAAAAAUAAAGUCCUUGGGUACGAGCAUCAAACCAUACAAAGUUAUAUAUACGCAUUCGUCCCUUUGUGUUGACUUGAACAACGACGAAUUUUCCGCUGGACGUGGCGAGGCAAAUGAUUUGAUAUUAACACUAAAUGAUUUAUCCGAAAAGAUUCUAUCACGCAUAUCCAAAGUACAUUUUAUCAUUAAACGCGCCAACUGUGAUCUGACAAAUCCGGUUUAUAUACAGGAUCUAUCACGCAACGGCACAUUCGUAAAUGGCGAAAAGAUCGGUAUGAACAAAACACGCAUUUUACAAAAUGACGACAUCAUAGCGCUCUCUCAUCCCACCUACAAAGCAUUUGUCUUCAAGGAUCUUAGUCCCAAUGAAGCGAUUGGUUUGCCCAGCGAAAUUACCGAAACCUAUUGUAUAAAUCGCAAACUGGGCUCGGGUGCCUACGGAUUAGUGAGACUUGUAUAUGAACGUCGUACCUGUGAACAGUUUGCAAUGAAAAUUGUGAAGAAAAACAUGCUGGAAGUGAGUGCACAUCCGAACAAUAACCAAAACGAUCCAGUUCGUGUCCUCAACGAGGCCAAGAUCAUGAAAAAUCUCUCGCAUCCGUGUGUGGUGCGCAUGCAUGACAUUGUCGAUAAACCGGACUCGGUUUACAUGGUUCUGGAGUUUAUGCGCGGUGGCGAUUUGCUAAAUCGCAUCAUCAGCAAGAAACUGCUAAACGAAGACACCUCUAAACUCUAUUUCUAUCAAAUGUGCCAUGCUGUCAAGUAUUUGCAUGAUAAAGGCAUCACACACCGCGAUCUGAAGCCGGACAAUGUGCUGCUGGAGUCCAGCGAUGAAGAUACUUUACUCAAAGUAUCUGACUUUGGUCUCAGCAAAUUCGUGCACAAGGAUUCAGUGAUGCGUACCCUAUGUGGCACGCCCCUUUAUGUGGCACCCGAGGUGCUUAUCACCGGCGGGCGUGCGUCGUACACCCAAAAAGUGGACAUUUGGAGUUUGGGUGUUGUCCUUUACACUUGCCUGAGUGGCACUUUGCCAUUCUCUGAUGAGUACGGAUCUCCAGCCGGAGAGCAGAUAAAAAAGGGUAACUUUCGCUUUCGUCAUCCUGCUUGGCAGGGUGUUUCGCAACGUGCCAAGUUGCUAAUCAAACAAAUGCUCAUUGUGGAUCCUGAGAAACGACCCUCAAUAGAUGCUGUGCUCAAGUGUAACUGGAUGCGGGAUACAACAAUGUUACAAAAGGCAAAGGAUCUUAUGAAAUUAGACCACAUGGAGAUUGGAGAGGAGGAAAACAAUUUCCUGGAACCGCCAACUAAGCGGCGACGCCAUUAAUUGGUUGGAUCAACCAACGUAUUAAACAUAAGCUGAAGUGAAAAAGUUUUAAUUUUCUGGCAAAAUUAAUCGGAAACAUUUUCCAUUCCACUGCCCACCAAGCAGCGCCAGCAGUAGCAGCAAAUGAAGUGAUUAACCGUUCUUGACUCUCCCAACUUUAAAGUACUUUUCUCUGCGGUUGUUUAUUAUUUUUUAUAUGUUGUUUAGUGUAAGUUUUGUAAGCAUUUGAAUUUUGUUAAACAUUGUGUGCGAAAAACUGGAGAACAAAAACUGAAGCACAAAUUUUGAAUUAGAUAUGGUAUUGCAUUUAUUGACGCGAUUAUAAUCUUGAAUGUAAUUAUAAAAUAAAAUAGCAACACAAA
This is a messenger RNA of Drosophila sulfurigaster albostrigata, 2140 nucleotides long. RefSeq names its product ovarian-specific serine/threonine-protein kinase Lok (gene lok). Gene Ontology annotation, biological process: mitotic DNA damage checkpoint signaling; protein phosphorylation. Bases 336 to 1778 code for a protein of 480 amino acids. Gene Ontology annotation, cellular component: cytoplasm; nucleus. The transcript has 6 exons. The record is from RefSeq and is a predicted model, not a curated record. Lineage: Eukaryota; Metazoa; Arthropoda; Insecta; Diptera; Drosophilidae. Gene Ontology annotation, molecular function: protein serine/threonine kinase activity; protein binding; ATP binding.